AUGGCAGACGGCAAAGGCACUGAGCAAGACAAAGACAAAGAAAUACCGUUACAAAAUGGCGCCGAGCCGUUAACGGCUGAGUCAUUUCGGGUUGGUGUGAAGAUUCCCCCGUUUUAUCCUGAAAAACCGGCGCUAUGGUUUGCGCAGUUGGAAGGACAAUUUCGGUUGUCUCGUGUUACAACGGACGAGACCAAAUUUUAUUACGCCAUGGCACAACUUGAGCCUAAAUAUGCGGCGGAGGUAGAGGACAUCAUUACGUCACCACCGGAGGAGAACAAAUUUGAAAAGCUCAAGACGGAGCUCAUUAAACGACUUUCUGCGUCGCGUGAGAGGAAGGUCCAGCAGGUCCUCAACCUGGAAGAGCUGGGAGACAGGAAGCCUUCACAGUUUCUUCGGCAUCUUCAGAACUUGGCGGGACCUGGGCUACCUGAGGACUUUCUUCGUUCCAUCUGGGUUAAUCGGCUACCACAACGGACGCAGGAUAUUGUCGCGUCGCAACUCAAAUCAUCCCUGGAGGACUUGGCAGAGCUCGCCGAUCGCCUUCACGACGUUGUCGCGCCCGCCCCGCAGGUGGCAGCAGCGUCGCUACCCUCCACGUCAUCGGAUCCCCUGAUGCUGCAGAUCGCGGAACUGAGCAGGCGGAUGCAGGCGCUGGAUGCUAAAGUUGGUCGAAUGUCCCGGCCUAGGGAGAGGUCAUCGAGUCACACCAGGCAGCGUUCGGCGUCCAAGAGGUCUAACUCCAGCUAUCGGAAGUUCUCUACCUGCUGGUACCAUCACAAGUUCGGAGAGCAGGCUAAAAGGUGCAUCAAGCCUUGUGAUUACCAGUCGGGAAACGCAUCGGGCAGUCGGUGA
Messenger RNA from Leguminivora glycinivorella, 852 nucleotides. RefSeq lists its product as uncharacterized. Lineage: Eukaryota; Metazoa; Arthropoda; Insecta; Lepidoptera; Tortricidae. Bases 1 to 852 code for a protein of 283 amino acids. The transcript has a single exon. The record is from RefSeq and is a predicted model, not a curated record.